GUGACGAGGCCGGCGAGAUCCCGCCGCCGCGUGCCCGCGCCACACCCCGCACGCGGGCCUCCGGCCUCCACCCCUCGGGGGCGGGAUGGCGGCGGCGCAGCUGCUGCUGGGCGAGGACGGGCGGGGAUACGACCUCGCGCGGCGGCUGGAGGCGUGCGGCGCGUGGCGGGCGUGGCUCGGGGACGCCGCCCACGCCGCGCUCGCGCAGCACCUCCAGUCCGCCUCCACCUGGGACGCCUUCCUCUUCCCCUCCUCCUCCAGCGGCUCGCCCCCGCCCCCGCGCCCGCUCCUGCUCCUCCAGCUCCGCGUCCGCGCGCUCCUCUUCGACAAGGCCUCCGCCGCGCUCCUCCCCCGCGGUGCCUCCCCGGCAGGCCUCAACUCCGUCAGCUCCAGCUAUCUUCAGCUCCAUGCAGAUGAUAUUUAUUUUUCAUUGGAAGAUGAGCAGGAAGAUGCCAAUCAACACCAUAUGCAAUCUAGAACCUCAUUUAGUCCAAGCAGGGAGAAUGCAAUGUUGUCUCAAAGACAUAAUCGAUACGAAGAGUUACCUGAGACAUGGUAUAGACAAUAUGCUGAAAAGUUCAGGACAUGGCAUGCCAAGUUUCACUCUGGCGACAAAGAUAUACCAAAAAGAACAUCAGAGGGAAUGUCCAAUUAUCUGAAGGUUUGUAGUGUACAUAAAAGAAAGAGGGCUGUUUUUAUGGAUGAUCAGGGUCACAACGUCUCGGUCGCAAUGUUGGAAAAUGGCCCUUCCUCAAAGAACACUGGGGACUAUAAUAAUAUAGCGGAUGAAACUUUCAUUCCAGAAAUUAGGUUUCCAGCUGACUGCGUCCCGGAAAGUGCAAUUCCUAGAACAAGUGAGACGUCUAGGAUCUACAAGAUAGAAGUUCACGGGGUUCUUGAUAAUUUACCAGCGCCUGUUAGUCGCAACACUGGAAUGCUUGAAAGAUUUGGAAUGAUGCCUGAGUAUUAUAAGAAAGGAAACAAAUAUCGAGGGAAAGAUGGGUCCAGAGUAGAAGGAAAACCUCUAAGCCAAGAGCAAGCAAUGGUUAUGACAAGGAAGUUGGUUGCUCGCUACUUAGCAAAUGCAGGAUUUGAAAGUGGAACUGCAAUGUCUAUUGAUGUUCUUUCAGAAAUAAUUAUUAAGCACAUCUCUAAGCUUGGGCGUAACUUGAAGCUUCUAACUGACAGCUACAGGAAGCAAUUUUCAUCCAUUGAACUCCUUAAGAUGUUCCUACAGACUGUUGGCUACAGUAACAUUGGUCCCUUGAUGGAGAUCACUAAAACGGGGAAUAGAGGGGCCAACUACCCUAUCCAGCAAGAUGCACAAGUACAGAACCAAAAUGCUCUUCUUCAUGCGCAACAGCUUAGGCAAUUUGCACCCCAAAUGGCUAUUAAUACCCAGAAUUUGACACCACAGCAGCAGCAGCAGCUGCUGCAGCAACAGUGGUUGAGACGCAGUCAAAUGACCAGCCCCCGUGGUCCUCUUACAAUGGCAGACAAAAACCAGGCUAUGGUAAAUGUGAAGAUUGAGAAUACUGUGGACUCACAAAUUGAUAGUCCCUACGGAUCACUUACCAGACAGCAAUUGCAGCAGCUAAGGCACCAUCAGUAUUUACAGCAGCAACAGCAGUUUCAGCAGCAACAGCAGGUUCAGCAGCAGCAGCAGCAGCAGCAACAACAGCAACAACAAUUUCAGCACCAACAGCAACAGCAAUUUCAACAGCAGCAGCAGCAGCAACAACAACAACAAUUGCAGCAGCAGCAGCAGCAGCAGCAACAACAAUUGCAACAGCAGCAGCAACAGUCACAACAAUUGCAACAGCAGCAGCUGGCCAUGUCAGGAGGCCAGAAUGCCCAACUAGCGCAGCAGCUGGCCAUGUCAGGAGGCCAGAACGUGCAAUUAGCGCAGCAGCUAGCCAUGUCAGGAGGCCAGAACGCGCAAUUAGCGCAGCAAUUAGCCAUGUCAGGAGGCCAGAAUCCUCAACUAGCACAGCAGUACAAACAAAUGCCAUCGAUGAGUGCCUACAGAAUGAGCAUGCCGCCGGUGAAAGUGGAGGCGUUCCACGAGCUGGUCAGUGGUGACUCGUCACUGAAACAUGAUAACGACUCAAACAAGCUCAUGUCCCCCAAGUAGGUAAGUCUUAUACCGAGGAAAAUUUCAUAGCCAGCGGGUAGCCGUAGUGCCAUUUUACUGUUUGUAUGUGAACUGGAGCAUCGUCUCCUGUUUGCAAUUUUACAUCGAAUCCAGACAUCCAACAAGACGGGGUAGUGUAUUGUAACUGUAGAUGUAUAAGUGGCUACUGACUGAGGUGAUGCAAGCGAUCGAUGUGGUGACUCGUGGAUCAUGAUAGACUUGACGUUCCCGUUAUCUGCC
Molecule: messenger RNA, 2374 nt
Organism: Oryza brachyantha (malo sina)
Lineage: Eukaryota; Viridiplantae; Streptophyta; Magnoliopsida; Poales; Poaceae
Product: defective chorion-1 protein, FC106 isoform
Exons: 6
Coding region: 86-2134 (682 amino acids)
Molecular function (GO): protein heterodimerization activity
Source: RefSeq, a predicted model, not a curated record